GGUUUUUAUGUUGGUCGCAUAUCUAUAGGUAUAAGGUAACCGAAUGACGCAUAUUCUUCUACUGAGAAACCAAACCUACUGCUUGACUUCUCGAGUUUCACUGACCAUUACACCAAUCACAAACCGCGGCUAUUAACCGCAAAAGAUCCGAUUCCGCCGUCUCCAUGUCUCAAGAAGACGCCAAAAAGGACCCCACCGAGGUGAUGGAGCGGACAGAAUCAGAGGAAAGUCCUGUUCCCAGCUCGAAGGAGCGCACGAAGCAGCGCACGAAAGAGAGCACGAAAACCAGUCGGGCGCUCCAACGGCAGAAGCAAGCCUACGACGACGACGAAGACUCGGAAUUGGAGGAGUUCUUGGCGCCGCCGCCGCGAAAGAACCGACGGAUGAUUCCGGUUCACCAGUCUCGAAUUUCCGACCGGCCCAUUAAGAAAGGCGCCGAAGAUAGUAGUUUGAAGAUUAAGAUCGAGCUGGACUUGGAAGUUGAGCUCGAGCUCUAUGCUAGGGUGAAGGGGGACGUCACCAUCGGUUUACUGUAAGAGGACCGAAUGAUUUGUGUUAUUCGCUAUCCCGGGGGUCACUCAUUAGGCGGUUGUCAUUUUGAAAGAGG
Molecule: messenger RNA, 607 nt
Organism: Eremomyces bilateralis CBS 781.70
Lineage: Eukaryota; Fungi; Ascomycota; Dothideomycetes; Eremomycetales; Eremomycetaceae
Exons: 4
Coding region: 165-536 (123 amino acids)
Source: RefSeq, a predicted model, not a curated record